UUGCGCCAAUUAACAACUCAAAAGAAAAGUGAAAACCAAUCUCCAUAAACCUCUUAUCUCCCCCACUCUCAGCUGCAUCUCCAACGGUUGCAUCCCUCAUUUUCUUGCAAAUGUUAGCUCUACUCUCUCUCGUCCUCUCAAUCUUGCUUCACUGCACCAAUAUUGUUGUAGUGACUUCUUUAAACGAUGAAGGCAUAGCUCUGUUUUCAUUCAAGCAAUCCAUUGAUUCAGACCCUCAAAGCUCACUCACCAACUGGAAUUAUUCCGACCAAACCCCAUGCUCAUGGAAUGGCAUCACAUGCAAACAACACAGAGUUGUUUCCAUUAGCAUUCCCAACAAGAAACUCUCUGGUUCUCUCUCUCCCUCUCUCGGCUCUCUCUCCGAGCUCCGCCAUCUCAACUUGAGGAGCAAUAGGCUUCAUGGGGCCUUGCCCUCUCAUCUCUUUAACGCUCCUGCUCUGCAAAGUUUGGUUCUUUAUGGGAAUUCCUUUUCUGGGCCUCUCCCUUUUGAGGUUGGAAACCUUGUAUCACUUCAAAGUUUAGAUUUUUCGAACAAUUUGUUAAGUGGGUCGUUUCCGUUGGCGUUGCUUCAGUGCAAGAGGUUGAGGUAUCUUGAUUUCAGUCAUAAUAAUUUUAGUGGGGUUUUGCCUUUUGGGAUUGGGGGGAACUUGGUUUUGUUGGAGAAGCUUUAUCUUUCUUAUAAUGCAUUUGGUGGUGUGAUUCCUGAUGAUUUAGGGUCUUUGUCUAAUUUGAUAGGAACCGUUGAUUUGUCUCAUAAUCUGUUCAACGGUUCGAUUCCGGCUAGUCUUGGAAAUCUGCCUGAGAAAGUUUACAUUGAUCUAACAUACAACAAUUUAACUGGUCCAGUUCCACAAAAUGGUGCUUUGGUGAAUAGAGGGCCAACUGCAUUUGUUGGGAAUCCUGGUCUCUGUGGCCCUCCUCUCAAGAACCCUUGUUCUUCGAGUAAUGAGGCGAAUCCGCCCUCCUCAUUGCCAUACUUUCCCUAUAACUACCCUGUCCAAGAUGGGGAGAGUGUUGGGAAAGUUGAUGGAGAGAAGGGGCUGAGUAAAGCAACUGUAGCUGCCAUUGUUGUGAGUGAUGCUGUUGGCAUUUGUGUGAUAGGAUUUUUACUCUCUUAUUGUUACACGAGAUAUGCGAAGAUGAGGAGAGACCGGGCUAAUGGCGGUGAGAAGGGGGGUGGAGGUAGGAAGCAGUGUUCAUGCUUCCUGGGGGAAGAGUCAGACUCUUUAUCUGAAAAUGCAGAGAAGUAUGAUCUAGUGCAUUUGGAUGCAGAGGUGGUUUUUGACCUGGACGAGCUUUUGAAGGCGUCUGCAUUCGUUCUUGGCAAGACCGGGAUCGGGAUUGUGUACAAAGUUGUGCUUGAUGAUGGCCUUACCUUGGCUGUUAGAAGGCUAGGGGAAGGAGGCUCACAGAGGUUUAAGGAAUUCCAAAGUGAAGUUGAAGCAAUUGCAAAGCUACGACAUCCAAAUUUAGUAACUCUUCGAGCUUAUUAUUGGUCAGUUGAUGAGAAGUUACUCAUCUAUGACUUCUUACCAAAUGGGAAUCUCACUGCAGCCAUCCAUGGGAACAAUCCUCUUCCAUGGUGUAUGAGAUUGAAGAUCAUGAGAGGAGUUGCAAAAGGCCUAGUUUAUCUACAUGAAUGCAGUCCCAAGAAAUAUGUCCACGGUGAUCUAAAGCCAUCAAGCAUACUACUCGACCACAAGAUGGAGGCGAAGAUCUCUGAUUUUGGCCUCGGCCACCUUGCUCACAUAGCCGGUGGGGUGGGUACGGAGAAGCACCACCACCACCACCAAAGGCAGGGGAGCUAUGUGUCUUCGGAGGUUGUCCCAACUUGGGCCUCUCCUGCAGCCUCCUAUCGGGCUCCUGAGGCCGCGAAGGUGGUGAAGGCGUCCCAAAAAUGGGACGUCUUCUCGUAUGGGAUGAUACUGUUGGAAGUUGUGACUGGGAGAUCAGUGGUGGAUCUUGUGAAUUGGGUGCAGCUAUGCAUUGAAGAGAAGAGGCCUCUCUCAGAAAUAUUGGAUUUGCAUUUAAUUCAAGAAAAUGGUGGUAGAAGAGAAGAGGAAGAGAUGAUUGGUGUGCUGAAGAUUGCAGUGUUGUGCACACAUUGUAGCCCUGACAGGAGGCCUUCAAUGAGGCAUGUUUUCGAUGCUUUGGAAAGAGACUCCCACUUUCCCGUGAUUAAAAGUUCGUUCGAGCCGGUUUAGCAAAAUUGGCCGUGUUGGUUUGUGAGUUAAGCGGCGUAUUUGUUUUAUUGUUAUUUUUUUGGUAUUUUGGUUGUGCGAUGCUGCAUUGGUGAAAUUAUUCAUUUGUAACAUACGAAUCUGAUUAAAUUAUUGCAUUGUUUUGGUAUUGGAGAUGUA
Molecule: messenger RNA, 2381 nt
Organism: Salvia hispanica
Lineage: Eukaryota; Viridiplantae; Streptophyta; Magnoliopsida; Lamiales; Lamiaceae
Source: RefSeq, a predicted model, not a curated record